This is a messenger RNA of Trichomonas vaginalis G3, 970 nucleotides long. RefSeq names its product protein of unknown function, DUF4106 family. The transcript has a single exon. The annotation marks the transcript as partial. NCBI's taxonomy places the organism in Eukaryota, Parabasalia, Trichomonadida, Trichomonadidae. The record is from RefSeq and is a predicted model, not a curated record.
AUGCAAAAGGCAAUGAAAAGCGCAGAAUAUAUAAAAGCUAACAAUGACUGGUUAGAUGCCCAAGCCAACGCUAAAGCAGCCCAACUCAUAGGGUCAAUAAGGACAAAAAUACAAGCGGAUGAAGACAGUUCAAAUGAAGCUUUAACAAAUGCUGACUUUAAGAACGCCUUCGAAGCUCUUCAUAGUAAGGUGAAACAAGUGAACGACUUCUCAUCUGGAAAGAAACUGAAGUCUGAAGGUUUCGACAAAGAGUUAAGAGAAGUAGCACAAAAUAUGACGAAAAUAACAGAUGCAGCAACGAGACAGGCAGUUCAAAGUGCCUAUGACGCCGUUAGAGCAACUGUUGUGAAAAGUCAAGAAAAAGAGUUACAACAGACCAAAACAGACCUAGUAAAUGCUUUCUUAAGAACGAAAAGUCAGGUAGGACAUUACGCUGCAGAUGGAACAUAUGUGCCAGCUGGUGGAACUUAUAUACCACCAAACCCUCCAAGAGAAGCACCUGCACCAGGACUACCUAAAACAUUUACAUCGUCACAUGGACACAGACACAGGCAUGCACCAAAACCAACACAACAACCAGCACAACAACCAACAGUUCAAAACCCUGCACAACAACCACCUCCACAACCAGCACAACAACCAGCACCACAACCAACAGUUCAAAACCCUGCACAACAACAACCACAAACAGAGCAAGGACAUAAAAGAAGUAGAGAACAAGGAAACCAAGAAUUCUUAAAAAUGCUUAAAGAAGAGUGUGGUUUCCCAGAUACUGUUGACUUUAGUGACAGAUAUAAAGAAGCUAUUAGAAAGUUCAAGGAUGGAAAUACUGACCCGAACCUAUUUAGCUUUAUGGCUCAGCACCAAAACGGAUAUAAUCUCAAACCUGGAAAAUACAAGCUCGCUAAGGGAUAUGAUUUAAUAGCAUAUCAUCCAAAUGACAUGGAUGAAUUUACUCCGAGAUAUUUGA